Molecule: messenger RNA, 1886 nt
Organism: Branchiostoma belcheri (Belcher's lancelet)
Lineage: Eukaryota; Metazoa; Chordata; Leptocardii; Amphioxiformes; Branchiostomatidae
Product: PCNA-interacting partner-like
Exons: 7
Coding region: 16-1248 (410 amino acids)
Biological process (GO): negative regulation of double-strand break repair via homologous recombination
Cellular component (GO): chromatin
Source: RefSeq, a predicted model, not a curated record
CCAAUCAACUACAAUAUGCCCCCCUUCUGUCCCCCCCAGAGCUACAUCCGGAAAGUGUUCCAGUCAUACCUGACCCUGCUGCUGAACUGCAGAGACGAGAUCGCGCUGGCUCGAGCCAUCAACAUUCCCGACAGGGAGCUGGACCAUCGCGCCUUCACCGAGCUCAAGCGGGCCGCAAGGAACAAGAACAUGCCCAUGUGCCAGACUGCUGUGUCGUUUGUCAUGCAAAAGAGACUGGGAGGGAAGAGCUACGCACCAAGCCAGGACAACCCUCUACUCCAACACAUCAAGGGCCUGAGUGAGUUUGUGACCUUACUGCAAAAGAUGCAGACAGUUGUAGAGGAGUGUACAGAUGCAAGGGCUGCCCUUGGAAGACUCCUGACGAUGCUGAAGAACGUCCUGAUGCGGUCCAAGGACCUGACCCUGAGGAGGGCGAGUGUGGAGGCGGUUGCCAUGGCAAUGAUGGAGGAGGCUGGGAGACUGGCAGAUCACCUGUCUCAGGGACGGGCGGACACGGCAAGUCCUAAAAGGUCUCCAGGCAGCGGAGGCUCGGUGUACGGGAGGGACGUUUCCAGGUUCAUCCAGCUGUUCCUGGACAGACAGGCCGGCCGCCCCAGCGUCGGACAUGUGGUGGAGGUGCUGAGUGAUGUUUAUACGAGUCAGAGCACUCCUGUCAGGAUCCCUUCUCUCGUCUCACAGUUCAGGUCUCCUGAUCCAGAGACAGAGAAGAGUAGAGAAGACACGCCACUACUGCAGAGGACUAUGCAGAGGAUGAAGGACAUGAACAACAAGAAGCCAGCAGUUCCCAGGUACCAGUCUGACUGCUCCUGGGCGAUGCCGGCCGUGUCGGUCAGUCCGCUCAACAACAACCGGGACGAGAUCUACGUCGACUGUCAAUCACCUGUCAAUCACCGUGAUGUCAUCACCACACGAGCUCCUCCCACCAACAUCCUACAAGCGGAGGAGAAUCUGGACCGCGAAGAAGACGAAGAAACAAAGAAGAGGAAGAGGAAAGAACUCAUCAACAAGAUCUUAGAAUCAGCCGAGGACCAGGAAAACGUCGACCUUGACAGACGACCCGCCGCCGCUAAGAACUCUGGGAAGAGAACACUGAAGGAUGCUGGGAUUGCUCCCUCCUCCCAGCCGCCAAGCAAGAAGCCGAAGAAGCCUGCGACGACAAAGUCUAAGAAAAAAGUGGCUCCGCUGCUCACUGGUCAGAAGAAACUGACAUCUUUCUUCAGAAUGUGAUGUUUUCUUUUAUUCUUGGUAUUUUACCGUGUCCAGUUGAUACACUGCUCAGGUCCUUGCUGCUAAAAUCAAUCAGUAGCAUCAACUUAUCUUGAAAGUUCAUCUGUGUCAAAACUUGGUAGAAGACAUUAUGAAGCAUUAAACUGUAAUUUCCAACACAAGGGAUCGGAAAUUUACAGUUGUACAGUCAAAAAUUUGGGUAAGUCUAAACUCUAAUCCUUUGUGUUGGAAAUUACAGUUUAAACUGCUUCAUUGUGGCAUCAACUUGUUAAUAUGAAAUUUUGAUGUUGUGAAGUGGACAUGGCCAUUCUCAGGUUAGGAGGUUGUUUUUAAACUGUGCCGUGUGGUUUCUUUAUUGAAGCCUUUUAAGUUCUACCCCUUGUAGAAGUUGCAAUUUUCCCUGGAACUUUGUGUAAAGAUGUAAAUAGCAAUCAUUGAGUUUUGUUUUGGUGCAAUUAAUUUAUACAUAAUCAUGACCAUUAUAACCUCAGGCUUUAAUCUUUAGGUAGAUCCUUUUGUGGUAAAAUCGUAACAAACCAUCAGAGACAGUAUCCAAUGGACCUAUCACAUUAUUACGUCACAGUUUGUUUACCGCAAUGAAUGCCGGUCAAUCGACGUUUAUAUUGUACAGGGGUGCG